CUGUCUCUAGCAUGUAGCUGUGUAGAGUCACAGAAGGAAGGGAUAUGUGAUUUUCAUUCUAUUAUUUCCUCACAAUAGCAGCAACAAGAUGCAAGUGCAGCCAGAUCUGACCAGUAGCGAAGCUCAGGCGGAGGCUGCAUUUUGACAAUAGUGGAGAUGUAUUUUCCAUGCACAGAACAUUCCCCGUUUGUUUCCCCUCCCCCAAGUCUGCUGCUAUCUGAUCUAUGAUGUUAUGUGAUCUCUGGGAUACUCACACACAAGUCCCGGGCAUUGCUGCUCAGCUAUGCACAAUGUCUGUCUCUUAGUACCGCUCUCUGCUUUAAAUCCUUUACCAUGUUGCCAUGCUUCCUUUCCUACAUCGCACUCUUUUGCUUCUGCUGUUUGCUCAUUUUACCUCUAGGUCUUCUUUGCCCUUCAGUUUGUACAUGUUUGGACUACCACACAAUAGACUGCAGGGACCAAGGACUUCCAAGCCUCCCGAACCUAUUCCCAUUGGAUAUACGGAAACUCUUGGCAGCCAACAACCACAUACAAUCGAUUCCCGGUGAUCUGCUCUUGUUUUACGCCGAUCUGGUCUAUCUGGAUCUUCGGAACAACUCGCUGACCUCUCUGGAAGAGGGCACCUUCAGCAGUUCCAGCAGACUGGUGUUCCUGGAUUUAAGUUACAACAACCUGACGCAGCUCGAUGCCGGGAUUUUCAAAUCAGCCCAGAAGCUGAUAAAGUUAAGCCUGGGGAACAACAAUCUGUCCGAGGUGCAUGAAGAUGCCUUUGAAAACUUGGACGCUCUCCAAGUGCUGGAAUUGAAUGACAAUAACUUACAAAGUUUGAGUGUGAGUGCCCUGGAAUCGCUGCCAUCCCUUCGGACUAUCCGCUUGGAGGGUAACCCAUGGAUAUGUGACUGCGAGUUUGCCAACCUGUUUUUUUGGAUUGAUGAAAAUUCUAAAAAACUACAGAAAGGUGUGGAGGAAAUUCAGUGCUCCUUAGAGGACCGAAAAAUUUUCUUGCACGAACUGUCAGACAUCAGUUUCAGCGAAUGCAAAUUCAGUUUGUCAUUGACAGACUUUUUAAUUAUUAUCUUUUCCGGAGUCGCUGUAUCCAUUGCUGCCAUUUUUUCCAGUUUCUUCCUGGCUACCACUGUGCAUUGUUUCCAAAGAUGUGCCCCAAGUAAGGAUGAGGAUGAUGAGGAUGAAUGAGGACUACUGUUCACGCACCUGCAUUCUCUGGUGAUAUAUAUAGACACUGUGUAGCUGCACCAUGUGCAGCUACGAUUCCUGUACGAGAUAUAAAUGUGUUGUUUUAUAACACCCCAGAGCCUGUAGUGUACUCAAGGAACAGCUGCUGUAUACUUGCAUUGGUUUUCUCCUAUUUAUAUUUCUCUAGCAAGAAAAGACUACACCCAUUUUGAAAAAAAGCUUAAUAGGGAUUUUCACCUUCAGAUAACUUUUACUAAAUUCAUCAGUUUAGUACAUGGCUUCCUCCUGUGCUUUCCGGCUAUAUUUAAUUUAUAACCAGGUAGAGGUAUUUUAUUUUCAUUGACUUAGGUUGUGAGUCGUGACCCGACUCAGCACAGGUCUCUACAUUCCAUACAACUGUAUCCCGAGAAGAACAUUGCGCUGAAUUCGAUGGCAAUUAAAAUAUAGCAGUUUUUGAAGACAAAAGGUACAGAAGGAUUCUUAGAAGAAAGAACAAACAGUGUAUUAGCAAAUGCUGCAAACCACUAAAUUAAUGUUAUCAGAAGGUGGAUAAAGACUUUAAAUAAAAUUACAUUUCUCUG
Pseudophryne corroboree (corroboree frog) is the source of this 1775-nucleotide messenger RNA. It is a transcript of the gene LRRC38, whose product is annotated as leucine rich repeat containing 38. The coding region runs from base 334 to 1194 and encodes 286 amino acids. The transcript is spliced from 2 exons. Gene Ontology annotation, cellular component: voltage-gated potassium channel complex. NCBI's taxonomy places the organism in Eukaryota, Metazoa, Chordata, Amphibia, Anura, Myobatrachidae. Gene Ontology annotation, molecular function: voltage-gated potassium channel activity; transmembrane transporter binding; potassium channel activator activity. The record is from RefSeq and is a predicted model, not a curated record.